Molecule: messenger RNA, 3030 nt
Organism: Oryzias melastigma (Indian medaka)
Lineage: Eukaryota; Metazoa; Chordata; Actinopteri; Beloniformes; Adrianichthyidae
Gene: kif3a
Product: kinesin family member 3A
Exons: 18
Coding region: 133-2244 (703 amino acids)
Biological process (GO): microtubule-based movement
Molecular function (GO): microtubule binding; microtubule motor activity; ATP binding
Source: RefSeq, a predicted model, not a curated record
GAGCCAUCGACGAAAUGGACACAGCGGCUGAGUAUUAAUAUUCUAAUUAGCUCUUUUGACAAGCCAACGGGGAAUUCGGUGACUCCUGUCGAAGUAACUAAAGCAUUAUAGCAUAUUUACUACGUUUUCACCAUGUCGAUUAAACCUGAAAAACAGGAAGUCAGCGAUAACGUCAAGGUGGUAGUGAGAUGUCGCCCCCUCAACCAGAGGGAGAAGAUGAUGGGAUUCAAACCGGCCGUCACCGUGGACGAGAUCCGUGGAACCAUCACGGUUAACAAACUGGAGUCGGCUCAGGAGCCUCCAAAAACAUUCACCUUUGACACCGUGUUUGGGCCCGACAGCAAACAGCUGGAUGUGUACAAUCUCACAGCCCGCCCCAUCGUAGACUCAGUACUUGAAGGAUAUAAUGGCACAAUUUUUGCAUACGGUCAAACUGGGACGGGAAAAACGUUCACGAUGGAAGGUGUGAGAGCAGUGCCAGAACUCCGAGGGAUAAUCCCAAAUUCCUUCGCUCACAUUUUUGGUCACAUCGCCAAGGCCGAGGGUCAUACCAGAUUUUUAGUUCGUGUGUCUUACUUGGAAAUAUACAAUGAGGAAGUCCGGGACUUGUUGGGCAAAGACCAAAUGCAAAGGCUUGAGGUAAAAGAAAGACCCGAUAUAGGUGUCUACAUCAAGGACCUGUCUAGCUAUUCGGCGCAAAAUGCUGAUGACAUGGACAGGAUCAUGACAAUGGGCCAUAAGAACCGAUCUGUUGGGGCUACAAACAUGAAUGAACACAGCUCCCGUUCUCAUGCUAUUUUCACCGUCACUAUCGAGUACACGGAGAAGGGGCUGGAUGGAAACCAACAUGUUCGAAUGGGAAAGCUGCACCUGGUUGAUCUGGCAGGUUCAGAGAGGCAGGGUAAAACCGGAGCCACAGGUCAGCGGUUGAAGGAGGCAACAAAAAUCAACCUCUCCCUCUCCACACUGGGGAACGUUAUCUCAGCUCUGGUAGACGGCAAGAGCACUCAUGUUCCCUACAGGAACUCCAAGCUGACCCGCCUGCUUCAAGAUUCACUCGGAGGGAACUCCAAGACUAUGAUGUGUGCAAACAUCGGUCCUGCAGACUACAAUUAUGAUGAGACCAUAAGCACCCUGCGCUAUGCUAACAGGGCUAAAAACAUCAAAAACAAAGCCAGGAUCAAUGAGGAUCCCAAAGAUGCUCUGAUACGACAGUUUCAGCAACAGAUUGUGGACCUUAGGAAACAACUGGAAGAGGGCGAAGAGAUCUCUGGAUCAGAGGGCAGUGGGUCUGAGGAGAUGGAUGAAGGUGAUGAUGAAGCUGGAGAGCAUGGAGAACGCCACCGGAGAAGAAAGGAAGAGAGAGGAAGGAAGAAGGUCUCUCCGGACAAAAUGGUUGAGAUGCAGGCGAAGAUUGAUGAAGAAAGAAAAGCUUUGGAGGCCAAGCUCGACAUGGAGGAGGAGGAACGAAACAAGGCACGAGCAGAGCUGGAAAAAAGAGAGAAUGACCUUAUUAAGGCUCAGCAGGAACGCCAACUGCUACGAGAGAAAUUAUCUGCCUUGGAGAAGAAGGUGAUCGUGGGUGGAGUGGAUCUUCUGGCCAAAGCUGAAGAGCAGGAGAAACUCUUAGAGGAGUCAAACAAUGAGCUCGAAGAACGCCGCAGGAGAGCCGAGCAGCUUCGUAAGGAACUUGAGGAGAAAGAGCAAGAGCGUCUAGACAUAGAAGAGAAGUACACCAGCCUGCAGGAAGAGGCUCAAGGAAAGACCAAAAAGCUGAAGAAAGUCUGGACCAUGCUGAUGGCUGCCAAAUCCGAAAUGGCAGAUCUCCAGCAAGAGAAUAACAGAGAGAUUGAGGGUCUGCUUGAAAACAUCCGCCAGCUGAGCCAGGAGCUCAGGUUUCAGAUGCAUAUCAUAGAUAAUUUUAUUCCCCAGGAAUAUCAGGAAAUGAUAGAGAAUAAUGUGUACUGGAAUGAAGACAUUGGAGAGUGGCAGCUGAAAUGUGUGGCUUUCACUGGCAACAACAUGAAAAAACAAAACCCCGCCCAAGACAAAAAAGAAAAGGAUCCGUUCGAGGUGGAUUUGAGCCAUGUGUACUUAGCCUACACAAAGGAGAGCCUGCAGCAGUCGCUGAUGAAGCAGGAAAGGCCCAAAACUUCUAAAAGUAGCAAGAGCGGCCGGCCGAAAACUGGGAGAAGGAAAAGGUCUUCAAAGCCAGAGGCUGUGAUCGAAUCCCUUCUACAAUGAGGACCGUUGAAGGGAGGACUCCAUUUCACUGCAACUCUCAAGUUGUCUGAUAGUUAGUUAGUUAGCCUGUUAGUCUGGUUUUUGCUUGAACACUAUUUAUAGCAAAUAUUGUUUACAUUUUUUUUGUUACCGUUCGAUUGUUCAUAGUACUUUUCUCCACACGAACAAUUUUGCCUACAAAGAGCUGGUUGAGAACUUUUUGUUGCAGUUCAACAAAAAUAGCUUUUAAUAUUGUCUGAUUUCUAUUAAUAGAUAUAUUAAACAGCUGUUUAAACUUUACAAAAAAUGUUCUUGUUCUGCACAUACGCUCUCCCUCCUUGAUAGGUUACUGUUUGUUCAAAGCACUAAAGCUUGUAUGACUGAAAGUUACUUGUGUUUUGAUAAAAAAUGCAAGACUACAGAUAGAACAAAGAGUUUUGGGGGGAAAAAACGUGUAAAUAUUUGAACAUAUGAAGAUAACUGUCAAUUUCAUUUCCAGUUAAUUAUAUUUUUGUUUGUUUGUGAGAAGUCAGAACCUUUUUUUGUAAGUUGUGGUUUCCUUGUUUUCCCACUUAAAUGUGCAUCUAAAACUAUAUACACUACUCAAAAAAUAAAGGGAGCAUCUAAACAAUUCGGUGUUACAAGUCCAUCACACUUCUGUGUAAUUAAACUGUCCAAUUAGGAAGGAAAACUGACUGAUAUUCAAUUGUGCAUGUUUUUGUGAAAGUGGAAUAGACAACAAGUGGAAAUAGACAAUCAGCAAGACACGUCCAAUAAAGGAGCGGUUCUGCAAGUGCUGACCACAGA